GUAGUAGACUCCUGCACGUAUCUCACAAACUCUGAGUAUAGCUCGCCUGUGAGAGCUGGUGUGUGAAGCUGGGUCUUUUGCAAGGCUGAUGCUUUUCGGUACCUCCUGUAUAAAGAGGGACGUGGUGCUAGCUUUCCACUGAGAAAGACCCGGACCUCCAUCCCCAGAGCAGCCGCACAAUGGCACCGUCCCUCAUCCGAGCUUGCCGCAGUCUGGCUCUCUCGACGUGGCUGCUGUCGUUUUGUUUCGUACACUUGCUGUGCCUGGACUUCACGGUUGCAGAGAAAGAAGAAUGGUACACUGCUUUUGUCAACAUCACCUACCUGGACCCUGUCACAUCCGAGGUCAAGACGGAGAAAACCGAGUGCGGUCGCUACGGAGAGCAGUCGCCCAAGAAAGAAGCCAGAGGUCUGGUCCUGGUGCCGUCCAACCUGCAUGACAGACAGGCGUGCGACCCAAACGUCCGGUUCCCUCCCGUCCCUCACAACACCGCCUGGGUGGCGUUGGUGGCUGCAGGGAACUGUACAUACCGAGAGAAGAUCCGAAAUGUUGCAAAUUACAACGCCUCUGCAGUUGUCAUCUACAAUGUGGGCUCCAGCGGUGUCAACGACACCAUAACAAUGCCCCAUCCAGGUACAGGAGAAGUUGUGGCCAUCAUGAUCCCAGAGCCUAAAGGCCGUGAGAUCUUGGCCUUGCUGGAUCAGCGAAUCAUGGUCUCGUUGCACAUCACAAUAGGAACACGUAACCUGCAAAAGUAUGUGAGCAGAACGUCAGUCGUGUUUGUCUCCAUCUCCUUCAUCGUGCUCAUGAUCAUCUCCCUCGCCUGGCUCGUCUUCUACUACAUCCAGAGGUUUCGCUACGCCAACGCACGAGACCGCAACCAGAGACGUUUGGGAGAUGCUGCCAAAAAGGCCAUCAGUAAGCUGCAAGUACGCACCAUUAAGAAAGGAGACAAGGAGACUGAGUCAGACUUUGACAACUGUGCUGUUUGCAUUGAAGGUUAUAAGCCUAAUGAUGUUGUGAGGAUAUUGCCCUGCAGGCAUGUUUUCCACAAGCACUGUGUGGACCCGUGGCUCCAAGACCACCGGACGUGUCCCAUGUGUAAAAUGAACAUCCUCAAAGCCUUGGGAAUCCCACUCAACGCAGACUGUUUGGAUGACGUUCCUCCAGACUAUGAGACAUCUGUCGGGGGUCCACCCAACAACGCCAUCAGCGGGGCGAGCGAAGUGACGAUUAACGAGAGCUCAGUGGUUCUGGAUCCAGCAGGGAGAUCGAUCGGCCUCCAGCAGAUUCAUCCUGAUGAAGAGGCAGAACUUCAGGCCAGGGAGAGCCACAUCAUCGCCAGCAGUGAGCACCAGCCUCCGCUCAGCAGUGAUUCAGACGGUUCCAUGAUGGGCGUGGAGGUAGGCAUGUCUGAAGUACACCUCUCCAUGGAGCCAGAAUUUGAUUGGGCCAAAUCCUGAGCCAAUGAAAAAAAAAAAAGCAUGAAUCACCAGGGAAAGGAGAACAAAGUAACCAAGGGGCCCCCCAGAGACUCGGCCACGUCUUUGGCCCCCCUGGAGGACGUGACUUCUCAGAAGAUGGGCAAAUGAGCAAUACAACAUAGCAGCACAAAUACAUCCCUGUCGUCCCUGCAUCUGUGGACGUGUUGCUCGCUCGUUUUCUAGCAGUCACACCUCACCGUUUUGUUGGUUUGACUGCCAUGGUGACAAGACAGCCAAUCACAGCUCUCUCUCUCUCUCACACACACAUUGUGGUGGCCCAGAUUUUGUCACACGUAAUCUUUUUCACAUCCUUAAAACCGAGAAGACACAUACUGAGAUGCAGAAGUUGGGAAUAGGUUUCUCCAACUCUGGCAACCUAAACCUGCUGCUGGACACAAUACGAGCACAGGAGCAGCUGGGCCUCCCUAACACCACAUUGCAGCUUUAAUUAUUAUAAAAAUAUGUGCAGAUUGUUUGAUUUCUUGGUAUGAGAUCACUGCCAACAUAUUCCAGAAGUCUGUUUUACUGAUGUAAUGGUUACAUAGUACGUAUACUGUAUAUCAGCAGAGUCCCUAACAGUUGGUGUGAAUUCCCACCAGCAGUUUUUCAACCCGAGUACACGUUAUUAUCCCUUGAAAACUUGAAGCGUAGGUCUUUAACUUCAUGUGACAUUUACGGAGUGAGAAUAUGUAUGCACACGUUAUGCUGUAAUUUCUAAAACGGUUUCUUUUUCUAUUUUUGUGAGACCUUCGUUUCUAACUUCUAUUUUCCUGUUUGUUGAGAGGAAAGAAACCAAAAACAAGGUAGAUAUUUCCGUCCUUACGUCUGACAAUCAUAGCUUGCCACAAGCAGUUUGAAGUGAUGUCACCCACUGCCCGACUGAAACUGCUGCUAUCACAACACUUGGCGCUGGUGAUCGCUCCCUGCUGUCUGUCAGCAGCGAAGUGUUCAUAACUGUGUUCACACUGCUGAGAAACACAGCUGGCCGUAGCAGUCGUCACUACCAAAAUUCUGGCAGUGUGCACAUACUGUAGACAAACUUCCUACACUUGUCAAGCCAGCCAAUAUAAAUAUGUCAACAAGUCUUUGUGCCAAGAUUAUCAGUAGAAUUGAAAACAUUCUUGUUGUUUUCCACGCACACUGAUUCCCCGGGCUGUUAAAAAGACUGGAAAGACACUAAGGAAAUAACAUGAGGAUGUAUUAUUGAAUGAUUUAUGUCAGUUAAAGGGACUUUUUCGGUGCACAAAAAGGGAGCUUGACAGAUAAGAUGCAUUUGGAUGCAUAGUCAGGCUUUUCAUUUGAGUAAUUUGAUGCUUCAAGCAUGGGAUUAUUAAUGGCAUGAAAAGCUUACAGCAUGAAAAUGUUUACAGUUGUGAGAAAUGUAACUUGGACUACGUCUACACUAAGCCAGCUCAUUUUUGAAAAACAACAUGCAUGUUCCCCUCACAAACGUCUGAGCAACAGAAAAACAGCUGCAUUUCUGAAAUAUUUGUCCUCAAUUAGCAAACUACAUAAGCACAGUGAAGACAGACUGUUGCUCUGCUGAGACUCUAUUGGUUAAACCUCUGUUUUUCAAAAAACGGUUGUUUUUUUUUGCCUCUACCCUUCUCUUUGAUCACCUUUAGUGUGAGAUUAAUCAAAACAUAAAUCCAGGUUAAUGUGAUAGUUUGGAUUUUUUAAAAGGGUUGUAUAAGGUGCUCAUUUAUACUCACCUAGAGUAGAUGGCAGUCAGUACCGACACAAAAGCCAAUGUACUGGGGGCAGCAACAACACGUUAAAAAAAAUCAAUCCCAGUUGUAUGCUGUAUUUAGAAUAUUGUCACCUCUCUACCUUGCUGUCUGACACUCCUGUUUAGUUUUUUUGUAGAAAAAACUGAAGCUUUUCUCCAUGCUCUUAUCAAAGCCACCAGACUUCUUUGACAAAUACUGUCAUUUUACUUGUUAGAAUGUGGGAGUUUGUGGUCUACUGCUGCAUUAAUGGGUUGGUUUGUUUCUGUUCUUGUGUGAUGACUUUGGUGUAAAUCCGAAUGAACCCUUUAAAACACCAAAGUCACAAAAUAAGACAAACAAACGAACCGAUUAAACCUGCAACUCCUGUGUUCUACAAGGUAAAAUCACUGUUUUUGUUAAUGGAGUCUGGUGGCCUAGAAGAGAGCAUCGAUUAAUGUAACGGCUUCAGUUCCUUGUUGGAAAGUUCUGUCUGACAACAAGGUAAAACCGUGAAAAUAUUCUCAAUAUAGCGUACACUUAAAAUGAUGGUAAUAGGCAAGGCAAGGCAAGGCAAGUUUAUUUAUAUAGCACAAUUCGGACACAGGGACAUUCAAAGUGCUUUACAGGGGCAAGAUUGAAAUACACAAAACACAUUAGAAGACAUUUAAAAGUGAAUUAAAAAAAAAAAAAAAAAAGUGAAUGAAUAAAACAUUUAAGAGCGAAUGAAUAAAAAUUACAGGUUAAAAUGGAAACAGAAAAGUCUUCAGACUUGAUUUAAAAGAGCUGAGAGUUGCAGCAGACCUCAAGUUCUCUGGGAGUUUGUUCCAGAGAUUUGGUGCAUAAAAGCUAAACGCUAAUAGUUUUAAGUGGCUAUAAUAAGUUUUGCUGCUGCACCAGUAAAUUGUUUAGCUUUCAUUCACAUACUCCUGCUUGCUUCUCUAUUGACUGUGGAUAAGUACCUCAUACAAUCCCAUUCAAUAAGUUCAAACUAUCCCUUUAAUGACAACAAUAGUGGUCUCAUCUAUUUAAAAUGAGGAUUUUAAAUGUAUCCAGCUCAGUGUGGACGUACUCUUGAACUCCUAUAGUGACUGUUAAUUAAUCAUCUUUUACAGUUUCUGUUAGAAAUGAUUCUUCUACUUUUCAUUCUUUUUGUUGUUCUGUUGUCAAUCACCACUUUAUAAUUUGGUCAGUAAUGUCAUAUUGAACAAUAUCUGGAGGAUCUAACGCUCGUUUGGAUCCGUCUCCUCUCACAUUCCUGUAGAUGAAGCACACUGAAGAAGCACAGACUCCACUGACUGAGGCAGUGGAAUUUAACUGGGGGAUUUUUACUUCCAGUCAUUGUUUCCAUUAUGUCCUGCUGCCACCUGGGACUGUUAUAUAACACGCACAUGUCCACACUCCCAAGUUUGGGUCAAUCAUUGAAGGAUUAAUGAAUGUAUGGGCAAAUGUUUGAGUGUUGGGUUGGUUUUAGGAGGGGCCAUGUUAUAAUUCUUUAUUUCUUUAAACGUUUUUUGAGACUGUGUUCUUUGCUGCAGCAGCUGGUUACCCACAGACACUACUUUGUAGAUAAUACUAAAGUAAAAAUAUUUUUUACAGUUUUGACAGGGUUUCACAGUGAAAUCGCUGCCUUCAGUUAGAAGCAUUCAUUAGUUCAUUAAUGUCGAUUUUCAAACACUUUCUCUAAGACAAUAUGGUCAGUUUGAUUUUUUUAAAAAGCCUGGUUUACGUUUUUGCAGCAGCUGGUUAACCAUAGACACUACUUUGUAGAUAAUACUAAAGUAAAAAUAUUUUUUACAGUUUUGACAGGGUUUCACAGUGAAAUCGCUCCCUUCAGUUAGAAGCGUUCAUUCAUGUAGAUUUUCAAACACUUUCUCUAAGACAAUAUGGUCAGUUUGAUUUUUUUAAAAGCCUGGUUUACGUUUUUGCUUUGUGGAUAUGAAAGUGGAGGAUGGUUGUGAUUCUUGCCAGCACACUAUAGAUACAGAUGUUUAUAGAUACAGAUGUUUAAGUCUCAGCCAGCUUAAUCUGGACCCUUUAAGCCUCUCACAUCAGCUCACAUGGAGAAUGAGACAGCACAAUACAUAAAUAUCCCAUAAACACCGGACAAGAGCUUCACAUCUGUUGCUCUCAUUUUCUUUAUUUCCCUGCUUUAAAUUUCUUCUGUCUUCUUGUCUCCUUUUCACAUUCACACACAAAUAUAAAAAACACUAUGUCACCAUCUGACAGUGACGAGAUAAAUCAAAGCACAUCAGUGCCAGAUCCCUCGGUUCUGGCUGUUAUUGUCUCACAGAGCAAGUUUUUCUACAGUUAAACCUUCUUUUUACAGAGAAACUUAAACAUUAUGUGACUAAGCGAAACGGUUAUUUCACUCUUGUCUGUUUACAGUGUUUCAAUAAAAACAACUCUUGUAGGAAAAAUGAAUUCAAAGAAAAUUUAAGACACAAAUGACCUUGGUGUUUCCGUGUAAUGGCAUACUACACAAGAUUGCUGUCGCUAAUUGUACCUUUAUUUUGGGAGUUUGUAAUUUCCGAAUUUCAAAGUUUCCUGGAAAGAACAUUGGGAUUUGGUGCUAAUUUGGGUGAAUGUACGCAAACCUUGAGAAGCAAGUGAGGAAAAAUACAUAUACAUAUAUAUAUAUAUUUAUUACAUAUUCGGUGUGUAGAGUGCAUGGAGAAAUGAAAACUUACCUGGGGAAAAAAGAAACUAUUUUAGUCUUUUUUGUGUGGCAAUUCAGCCUCUUGUGGCCAAAAUAAGUAUUACAACCACAAACACCUGAAAUAAUAUGAUGACACUGACCCAAUUAUCUUCAACCUUGUUUUUCUACAUUUUCAACAUUUAUCCUGGAAAACCUUAUUUUCAUCUGAUCUGUCAUCACAACACAGGAGAGAAAACUAUUUAAAUCAGACUUAGAAAAUGAUUAACCAUUUUUUUUUCAUUGCCUCUCAGGGCUUCUAUAAGAAUGUAUUUUUAAAAAAUGCUCAAUUUAAACAAAAGGAUGUUAAAAUGGAAUAAAAUAACAUAUAAAAGUCGCAUGCAAAACAUUUUUGAUAUGCACAAAACAAUAAAGCACACAUCCACUAAUUAAUAAUGCCACAAUGAUUACAAUCUAUAUUCCAUAUGAAAUGGCUAAUAAUAUAUUAUUGGAUUGUUUUAUUCUCUAUAUUUGACUAUUUAUUAUUUAUAUUUUAAGAUACUUAUCUGAUAUAUCAGAAAAGCAUAUAUCAGACCCUAUGGAUCAACAGAAAAGACACAAAAAAAAAGAUUUAUUUUUAUUUCUAUUAAAGCCACCUUUUUAUGAUGCUUUUAUAAUGUGUGGUACUAAAAGUCUCUCCAGUAAUUAGGAGAUUAGUGGAAUGAAUUAACUAUAAUCUACAUUUAAUAAUAAUUAAUAUACAUAUUUAACCUGCCUCUGUUUUCCAUAUAAUUAGUACCAAAUGAUGUUCUUUCAAGGAAAGUAUUUAAAAUUAUUCAGAAAUGGUGGGCCUGUAAAAUAAAGCGUGACCCAACAUAUUUUUAUUGUGGGUAGUUAAAGCUAUCAUGUAUUUCAUUUUGUUCUCUCGUGUUUUCUUUUCGUGUAAAUGUUCCUAUAUUGCACUUUAACCCUCCGGUGAACGAGGAGCAGCGAUACUGAACGACUUGAGAAAGUCUUUUUUUAAUGUACAGCGUUUGAGAAAGAGGGCUACAGUAUUGAACACGGCACAUGACUCGGCUGUUGCUUAUCGUGUAAUGUUGUGAUCUUUUAUCUGUACUUGUGUGUUUGUGGGAUGUGAGGGGGGGAGUAUCAAUAUAUUAUACCCAGCAGAAAUAACAGCAUUGCUAUUUUGUCAUAUAAAAGAGUUGUAAGUAUGAUUAGCGGUGUCUCCGUCCUCUUCUUGUACAUCAUAAUGCACGUGUAGGAAUGUCUCUGAUUGUGAGUUAUAUAAUAAAACUGAAUCAGGUUUUUUCAACUUUGAUAAACUUGUUUGUUUUUUACCUAAGCUCAAUAAAAACUAUGUUUCUUACAUAAAGAACAAUGAA
Centropristis striata (black sea bass) is the source of this 7210-nucleotide messenger RNA. It is a transcript of the gene rnf150a, whose product is annotated as ring finger protein 150a. The coding region runs from base 180 to 1463 and encodes 427 amino acids. The transcript is spliced from 7 exons. The record is from RefSeq and is a predicted model, not a curated record. NCBI's taxonomy places the organism in Eukaryota, Metazoa, Chordata, Actinopteri, Perciformes, Serranidae.